AUGCUGCGUACUCUGAUUCUCUUGUCUGGUGUCCUGGGGGCCGCCAAGGCCAGUCCCAUCUCGGGCCCCCAGGAGUGUGCCAGGGGCUCUGAGGUAUGGUGUCAGGACCUGCAGGCAGCUGCAAGGUGUCAGGCUGUAAGGUACUGCCAGAGUGCUGUGUGGAGCAAGCCGAUAGUCAGGUCCUUGCCCUGCAGUGUGUGCCAGGAUGUGGCAGCCGCUGCUGCUAACGGGAUGAACCCAGAUGCUACAGAGGCUGACAUUUUGGCAUCAGUGAUGAAGACCUGUGAGUGGCUUCCACACCCGGAAUCUUCAGCUAAGUGCAAGUGGAUGGUGGACAACCACAGCCCAGCUGUUCUGGGCAUGCUCAGUGGAACUCCAGGCACUGGCCUGGCUCCGGUAUGCACUGCGCUCACCCUCUGUGAGCCACUACAGAGGCACCUAGCCACUGCCACCUCAGAGAGACCACUGACUCAGGAGGACGCAACUGAGAUGACAUCUCCAUUCUUGUCCAACGGGGCCCUCAGCUUCCACCCAUCACAGAUGCCUGGGGGUGCCGUAUGCCAAGAUUGUAUCCAGCUGAUAUCCCGACUCCAGGGUGCUCUAGAGUCUAACUUAACCUUGGCAGAGGUAACUGUCCAGGAUCAGUGUGAAUCCCUGGGGCCUGGCCUGGCUGCCCUCUGCAAGAACUACAUCCGCCAGCAAUUUGUCCCCACUAAGCAGACACUGCAGAUUCUCUCCCCACAGGAGGUCUGUAGGAAGGGGGGCUUCUGUGAGGAGUGGAGAGAGCCUGCCCACCGGCUGGCUCAAGUGGCCGCUGUGGAUGGAGUCCCCUCUCUGGAGCUGGAGCUACCGAAGAAGAAUGAGAUGCAAAUGGAGUUGGGCCUGACCUGUGAUGUCUGCUUGAAUGUGAUCCAGGAGGUGGACAAAUGGCUCAUGACCAACAGCACAGAAGCCCUCAUCACCCAUGCCCUAGAGAGAGUGUGUUCCAUAAUGCCAGAAUCUCUAGUCCAGCAGUGCAUCACCCUGGUGGAGACCUACAGCCCCAGCCUGGUACAGCUUGUGAGCAGAGUCACCCCAGAGAAAGUGUGUGAGACCAUCAGGCUGUGUAACAGCAAGAGGCAGGCCAGGUCCAUCCCCAAGGCUGAGGCAACCACACCGUCCCUGCUGGUGGAUGAAGAAAACUAUGGCAGCUUCUGCCAGGGGUGCAAAAGGAUACUGGGCGUAUCUUCCCAGAAUCUGGACCGCAAGAGCACCAAGCGGGACAUCCUGAAUGCCUUCAAAGGUGGCUGCCGAAUCCUGCCACUGCCCUACGUGCUACAGUGCCACCGGUUCGUAGCGGAGUAUGAACCUGUGCUUCUAGAGAGCCUCAGGUUCAUGAUGGACCCCAAUGACCUGUGCAAGAAGAUGGGGGCCUGCCACAGCCCCAAAGUCCCACUUCUAGGCACAGAUCAGUGUGUCAUAGGCCCCAGCUUUUGGUGCAAGAGCCCAGAGGCCGCUGAGAUGUGUGAUGCCCUGGAGCACUGCCAGCGCCUUGUGUGGAAAAAACCAGCUUCCGAAGUCAAAGAUCAGCCAUGA
Molecule: messenger RNA, 1575 nt
Organism: Cricetulus griseus (Chinese hamster)
Lineage: Eukaryota; Metazoa; Chordata; Mammalia; Rodentia; Cricetidae
Source: RefSeq, a predicted model, not a curated record